GCAGCAGCAGCAGCAGCAGCUAAAACUCAAGUCUUAACUCCCAGAUUCCAAGGAAUAUACUUCAAUAAUACAACUUCAACAUGAACUUCUACAAGAUCUUCAUCUUCGUUGCCCUCAUCCUGGCCAUCAGCAUGGGUCAAUCUGAGGCUGGUUGGCUGAAGAAGAUUGGCAAGAAAAUUGAACGCAUUGGCCAGCACACACGAGAUGCCACCAUCCAGGGCUUGGGCAUUGCCCAGCAGGCUGCGAACGUGGCUGCCACAGCCAGGGGUUAAUGCAACAUUUCUUAUUA
This is a messenger RNA of Drosophila arizonae, 289 nucleotides long. Its product is annotated as cecropin-1/3. Gene Ontology annotation, biological process: antibacterial humoral response; defense response to Gram-negative bacterium; defense response to Gram-positive bacterium. Gene Ontology annotation, cellular component: extracellular region. NCBI's taxonomy places the organism in Eukaryota, Metazoa, Arthropoda, Insecta, Diptera, Drosophilidae. The record is from RefSeq and is a predicted model, not a curated record.